AGCUAUGGACAGGGAGGAGCUGUGAGAGACAGACACUGGGAGAGGGAAGUAGGGAGAGAGAGACAGAGAGGGGGAGAGACUGCAAGAGGACAGAGGAAAGACGGAAGGAGAGGGGACAGAUUUCAGGGUUGGAAAGUUUGGCCUUUUCGCCACUCAGGAGCCCAGUUUUUAGUGGAGGAGCCUCAGAUCUUUUAGUCAUCAGUGGUCUGUUCAUACUGAGUUUCUGAGUGCAGGUACUGAGGAUGGCGGUACGGAUGUUGAUGGUGUGUGUGCUGGGUACUCUGCUGGGUCAGGUGUGGAGCUCUGCAAAACUUCAUCACAAUGAGGAAGAGCUGCACACGCAGGCCCUUUACCCCUGGAGAAGCCAAGGCCAUGGAUUGGUCAGGAUGAAGAGGGACUGGAUCAUCCCUCCAAUCAGAGUGCUGGAGAAUAGCAAGCAGGUUCCUGAGGACCUUGUCCAGAUCAAAUCGGACAAAAUCUUUACAGGUGAAGUGAUCUACAAGUUAGAGGGCCCAGGGGUGGACCAGGAGCCCAAGAAUCUGUUUGAGAUUGAUGAUAAAACAGGAGUAAUCAGGAGCAAGCGGCCGCUGGACAGAGAGAAAUACAGCAGUUUCACACUGAAAGCUUUUGCGCUGUCCCCCAGUGGAGAGAGACUAGAGAAUCCUACCACCAUAGAGAUAAUGGUGCUGGAUCAGAAUGACAACAGACCCGCCUUCACCCAGAGCCAGUUUGUUGGCACUGUCUCUGAGUUCUCAGUCCCAGGCACAUCAGUGAUGUCAGUUUCAGCCACGGAUGCAGAUGACCCAAUGACAGAAAACGCUGCUCUGAGCUACUCUAUCAUUGGCCAGGAGAGCAUUCCUGCCAACACUGUUACCAAGACUAUGUUUGGUAUUAACAACCAGACAGGAGCCAUCUACACAAGAGACGUAGGCCUGGACAGAGAGGUGGUGAAAGGCUUCAGAUUAAAACUACAGGUUGCUGAUAUGGGGGGCAUGGGACUAACAAGUGAAGGUGUAGCAAUCAUACAUGUAUCUGAUAUCAACAACCAUGCCCCGCAGUUUAGCCCUCCCUUGUACAGUAUGACAGCAGUGGAGAACAGGCAGGAAUAUGAGAUUGGCCGGGUGAAUGUGACAGACAGAGAUGAUCGUGGAACAGGAAACUGGGAGGCCAAGUACUCCAUCACCAAUGAUCCUGAGGGAAACUUUGCCAUCACUACAGAUCCCUCCACCAACCAGGGCGUUCUGACAGUGGUGAAGCCCCUGGAUUAUGAAGCACAGAGUGAGUACGUCCUGAUUCUGACAGUGGAAAAUGUCAAUACUCUGAGCAACAAGGCUCCUAACCUCCCAGUGAGCACCGCUACAGUGUUGGUCACUGUCGUGAAUGAGAAUGAAGCUCCACGCUUCAGAGAAGACCCCAUACAGAUUGUGGUCCCUGAGUCUGUGGUUCCUGGGACGCUACUGAAAAGCAACAUUGCCUUUGACCCUGAUAAUUCUGACCUGAGAUAUGAGAUUAGCAGAGAUCCCGAGAGAUGGCUGGACAUCGACAGAGAUACAGGAGACAUUAUGGCCAGGAGAACCUUCAACAUGCGAUCUCCACAUGUUAAAAACCAUAUCUACACUGCUGUUGUGAAGGUUACAGAUGCUGGUGGUGUGUCAACCACAGCCACAGCCGCCAUCACUCUGAAGGAAACCAAUGACUUCCCCCCUCAGCUCUUUCCUCUGAGCGGCUCUGUAUGCAGGGAUACAGGCCGGAUGAAUUCUGGUCUGGUCGUGACUGCUGUGGAUGAAGACUUUCCUCCGCACGCUGCGCCCUUCAUCUUCGAAAUGCCCGAUUAUCUGUCAGUCAACUGGACUGUUGUUCAAGUCAAUGAUACUCAUGCUCUGCUCCAGCCCCUUGUAGAGCUGGAGGCAGGAGAGUACGCGGUCACAGUGCUGGUGUCAGAUUCCGGCAGCCCAGUUCUGAGUGCUUUUACUCAGGUCAACAUUACUGUGUGUCUCUGUGACUCCUUCGGGGACUGUAAGUCUGAGGCGGGGGCAAUCAUAGGCUCCAGUGUGGGAAUCAGCUUCAUCGCGCUCAUUAUCAUCAUGGCCAGUAUUGCACUCCUACUGUUGCUGCUCCUCCUGGCUGUGGCAGUGACCGCCUGUGGGAGACGCCACCAUAUCAAGAAAGGAACAGGUCUGCUUGUUGGGGAAUCAGAAGAUGACAUCCGUGACAAUGUCUUGAACUAUGAUGAGCAAGGAGGGGGUGAGGAGGAUGAGAAUGCCUUUAACAUCGACAUGCUGUGGAAUCCCCAUGAUGCACCUCCAGCCCCGGGAUCCUACUACCCAGGGUCUGGUGUUCCUCGAGGCAAGCAGCCCCUCAGGAAGGAUGCCCCACAUAACCUGCCCUCCCCUAUCUACCCAAGGAGGCCUCCUGCAGAUCCCACUGACAUCGAGGACUACAUCAAUGAUGGCCUAGAAGCUGCAGACAAUGAUCCUAACGUGCCUCCAUAUGACACAGCCCUGAUCUAUGAUUAUGAGGGUGAGGGCUCACUGGCAGGCAGCCUUAGCUCCAUUGCGUCAGGCAGCUCUGAUGGAGACCAGGACUACGACUACCUCAACGACUGGGGACCACGCUUUCAGAAACUGGCCAACAUGUACGACCCACGUUAAGGUGGACAGCACCACACAAAACAAGCGUCACCACCAGUAGGGACACAGAUCAUCGGGUGUUUUUCUGGACACGUUUGAAGAGAUUUUAGUCCAGGACAAGAUUUGAAGUGUGUCAAGAAAGAAUUUAAUGCUAUGCAAAACCACAGGCCCUUAAUCUAACGUGCCUUAGGUUUUUAUUGAGCAUCAUUUGGACACAGCUGACAAAAUGGCUCGUCGCAAAGUUUUGUGAUUAGCUCAGGAAAAGUAAAUGAGACAGUAAAAUCAUGUGUUGUCAUGAUCGGCCACAAGGAAGUGGGCUGUGCAUGCUACAAGGCAAACAGAAUGUGUGUUGAAAUGUGUGUCCAUGUCUGGUUUUGUUUAUCCUCAGACUUGGAUUGCUCAGUAAUGAUGCAUACAAGAAGCCUGAGAUACAUAUAAAAAUCUUUUAAAUGCAUUUCUUUUUUUAUAUAUAUAUAAGUGAUUAUUUUAUAAGAUGAAUUUGCUUUGAUAUUGAUUUUGUUUGUUUUUUUGUUUUGACUCACAAAUCCUCCAUUCCAGUAUCUGCUAACUUUUUGCAAGAGAUCUGAGCACAAAAAAUUACUUAACGAAACAAACUGUACCACACAGUGUUCUGUAAUUAGAUUGUUUGGAGGUGAAAACUUUGAAUAAUGUUUUUUUUUUAAUAUGUGUAUUGAGUUUAGAAUUUACUGGUAUCUACAGAAUAAAAGUGUCUGUAUUGUUCAUUAUGAAA
Molecule: messenger RNA, 3381 nt
Organism: Lates calcarifer (barramundi perch)
Lineage: Eukaryota; Metazoa; Chordata; Actinopteri; Centropomidae
Gene: cdh15
Product: cadherin 15, type 1, M-cadherin (myotubule)
Exons: 14
Coding region: 243-2651 (802 amino acids)
Biological process (GO): adherens junction organization; cell morphogenesis; homophilic cell-cell adhesion
Cellular component (GO): adherens junction; plasma membrane; catenin complex
Molecular function (GO): cadherin binding; calcium ion binding
Source: RefSeq, a predicted model, not a curated record